This is a messenger RNA of Eremothecium cymbalariae DBVPG#7215, 504 nucleotides long. It is a transcript of the gene ATG29, whose product is annotated as Atg29p. The transcript has a single exon. Gene Ontology annotation, biological process: autophagosome assembly. The record is from RefSeq and is a predicted model, not a curated record. Gene Ontology annotation, cellular component: phagophore assembly site. The coding region runs from base 1 to 504 and encodes 167 amino acids. NCBI's taxonomy places the organism in Eukaryota, Fungi, Ascomycota, Saccharomycetes, Saccharomycetales, Saccharomycetaceae.
AUGGAUAUUAAGAAUACAAUCGUAUAUAUAAAGGUACCUGGUCGAAGGUGGGAUGGGUUUGUUGAUCACCCAAAGUUUCGGUGGAACUACGAACAAGAAAAGAAGCUGUGGUCAUUAGUGUCAACUCUGGAUAAUAAGGAUGAAAUUGAUUGGGAGUUACUGGUUAAAGAGCUAAAAGCACCGGAGUUCUUUCUGAGAAAGAGAACGUAUAAACUGUUCAGCAAUCAUCUGAAAUCACUAGAAAGACAAGUCCAUAAUAGAACAUCUGUUAGUCCUCAUAGUAUGGGAUUAGUCGAUGAUAUGGACCCCCAACCGGUAACUUUGAGCACUAAAGUUCCUAAAGAGACAAACGCUUUAGAUAACCUGCAUAUAUUGAAAAGCGUGCGUCCGAAACCACCUAGAGAUGAAGAUGUGGUUGAUAGCUCUGGCACCAGUGAGUUGUCUAGUUUGAGUGUUAGCAAGUCCGCUCUGGAGGAAGCCUUAAUGGAUCGAUUGCAACUCUAG